GUGGUCAACCGCGCGCGCGCUCUCUCUCUCUCUCUGACAAAACGAGAGAAAACGCUGACAAACCGAGAGAUCCGGCGGUGAUGGGCCAGUUAUUAAUUUGACCAUCUGGACGGGGGAACGCUCGGCCACCUCCAUGUCUUCUCCCUCGACUCCUCCCCUUUUCCUGCGCUUCUGGUAUCAUUAUUGGUCUAGUCUGGGCCAAGAUUCAUUCAAUCGAAUUCAUCAGUAUCUUGCCUUUCUUCGGUUCGUGUCGAUCUGAAAGAAGAAGAACGGAUUUCGUAGCAUCAUCAAUUCAUAUCCUGUCUCCGUCUACGAUAACCGUCGCUAGGUUUGAGCUGCCUUCCCGAAGGUUGGGAACGUAAGAUUCGAAGAUGGGAGAUGGAACAUCUACAUAUACCGUGGACGAGGCACUGUUGUCCUUGGGGUUUGGGAAGUUCCAAGUACUUGUGCUGGCUUAUGCUGGGAUGGGAUGGAUUUCAGAAGCCAUGGAAAUGAUGCUUCUUUCAUUUGUAGGACCAGCAGUUCAGUCGGAGUGGAAGCUUUCUUCCCACCAGGAAAGUCUGAUAACUAGUGUUGUUUUUGGUGGCAUGUUGCUGGGCGCUUAUUCUUGGGGUGUAGUUUCAGACAACUAUGGCCGGAGGAUGGGGUUUCUCUUUACAGCUCUAGUAACCACUGGAGCCGGUUUUCUCAGUUCAUUUGCUCCCAAUUACUUAUCAUUAAUUAUUCUACGAUUUAUGGUUGGUAUUGGACUGGGUGGUGGCCCUGUGCUUUGUUCUUGGUUUCUGGAGUUUGUUCCAGCUCCAAAUAGAGGCUUUUGGAUGGUCACCUUUCAAGCCUUUUGGACUGUUGGCACAAUAUUGGAGGCAUCACUUGCAUGGGCUAUCAUGCCGAAGUUUGGCUGGAGGUGGUUGCUAGCAUUGUCUUCUUUACCAUCAUUUCUUUUGCUAGUAUUUUAUGUUGUCACACCUGAGUCACCAAGGUAUCUCUGCAUGAAAGGCCGAACAGUUGAUGCAAUGCAUGUCUUGGAGAAGGUGGCCAUACUGAACCAUGUGUCGCUGCCUUCUGGCAUGCUUAUUUCUGAUCACAGAAUCGAACUUGAUGAAAUACCCAAUCCUUCAGGCUUUGAUCUUGAUGAAAACCCCAAUCCUUCUGAAGCCACUCAUUUAGUUACAGUUAGGAAGAAAAGCGUCAAUGAGGAGAAUAUGGAUUCUAAAAUAGGUGGCGUCAGUGCAUUUUUUAGGCUUCUUUCACCAAAAUUAAUCAAAUCAACACUUCUUCUUUGGGUGGUUUUCUUUGGGAAUGCAUUUUCAUAUUAUGGCAUUGUCUUGCUGACCUCUGAGUUAAGUAACGGGAAUAGGAUAUGCACAUCAAAUGAGAUGCAAUCAGGCCACUCAAAUGAUGGCCUCUACAAAGAUGUAUUUAUUGCUAGCUUUGCUGAGAUUCCUGGACUUGUUUUAUCAGCUGCAAUUGUGGAUAGGAUUGGUCGCAAGCUUUCAAUGUCUGCCAUGCUUUUUAUAAGUUGCAUUUUCUUGUUCCCACUGGCAUUUCAUCAGACAGAAGCAUUAACAACAGCCCUUCUAUUUGGUGCUCGAAUUUGCAUCUCAGGGAGCUUCACAGUAGUGUACGUCUAUGCUCCAGAGAUAUACCCGACCUCAGUCAGGACUACUGGCAUAGGAACCGCAAGUUCAGUGGGAAGAAUAGGUGGGGCUGUGUGUCCACUUGUGGCUGUCAGUAUGGUACAUGCCUGCCAUCAGACUCUGGCAAUUAGUUUAUUUGAACUUGUAAUAUUCCUUUCGGGAAUGGCCGCGUGUUUCUUCCCUUUUGAAACCAGUGGCCGCCGGCUGAGCGAUUCUUUGUCAGUUUGAAAUAAGCAAACUGCUUAUAGCAUCAUUUCCUUAUAUCUGUAUGAAUGAACUUUAUUAUGUUUUCUCUUUCCUUGCAGUA
Elaeis guineensis (African oil palm) is the source of this 1944-nucleotide messenger RNA. RefSeq names its product organic cation/carnitine transporter 7. Gene Ontology annotation, cellular component: membrane. Gene Ontology annotation, biological process: transmembrane transport. Gene Ontology annotation, molecular function: transmembrane transporter activity. The record is from RefSeq and is a predicted model, not a curated record. NCBI's taxonomy places the organism in Eukaryota, Viridiplantae, Streptophyta, Magnoliopsida, Arecales, Arecaceae.